Oncorhynchus kisutch (coho salmon) is the source of this 4075-nucleotide messenger RNA. Its product is annotated as bone morphogenetic protein receptor type-2. NCBI's taxonomy places the organism in Eukaryota, Metazoa, Chordata, Actinopteri, Salmoniformes, Salmonidae. Gene Ontology annotation, cellular component: plasma membrane; signaling receptor complex. The coding region runs from base 1 to 1899 and encodes 632 amino acids. The record is from RefSeq and is a predicted model, not a curated record. The transcript has 7 exons. Gene Ontology annotation, molecular function: transforming growth factor beta receptor activity; ATP binding. Gene Ontology annotation, biological process: BMP signaling pathway; cellular response to growth factor stimulus; vasculature development.
AUGUCAUCGGUGAGUGAGGUGGGUACAGUCCGCUACAUGGCCCCAGAGGUUCUGGAGGGGGCUGUGAACCUGAGGGACUGCGAGUCGGCUCUGAAGCAGGUGGACAUGUACGCCCUGGGCCUCGUCUACUGGGAGACCUUCAUGAGGUGUACUGACCUCUUCCCAGGAGAAUCAGUCCCAGACCUCCAGGUGGCGUUCCAGGCCGAGGCGGGGAACCACCCUUCCUUUGAGGACAUGCAGGUCCUGGUAUCCAGAGAGAAACAGAGACCCAAGUUCCCCGAGGCCUGGAAGGAAAACAGCCUGGCGGUGCGGUCCCUGAAGGAGACCAUGGAGGACUGUUGGGACCAGGAUGCUGAGGCCAGGCUGACCGCUCAGUGUGCAGAGGAGCGCAUGGCUGAACUACUGCUGAUCUGGGACCAGUCCAAGUCUGUCAGCCCCACACUCAACCCUACUGGUAGCAGCUGUACCACACUGUUCAAUGAUAGAAACCGCAUGGGGCCACAGUCCGGCCCUGACCCUGCCUCGUCCUACAUCGAGGAGCAGGACGGCACGACCAAGAGCACACACAGCGACGCCCCCUCCGCUUUGAUUGGCCGGACGAGAGAUGGAGGUGUGGCUGGAGAGAGGAACAGGAACUCUAUAAACUACGAGCGGCAGCAGGCGGCUCACGCCCGUCUCCCCGGCAACCCCUCCGCUGGAACCUCCUCUUCCCUCACCACCAUGACCUUCAUCUCAGAGUCCAGCCAGGGUCAUGACCCCAACCCUAACCUCCACCUGACCCUGACCCAGGAGGAUCUGGAGACCACCAAGCUGGACCCCAGGGAGGUGGAUAAGAACCUGAAGGAGAGUUCUGAUGAGAACCUGAUGGAACACAGCCAGAAACAGUUCUGUUCUCCGGACCUGCUGAGCCCCGCCUCCUCCUCCCUGCUCUUCCCUUUCAUCAAGAUGGCUGCCGAGGCGUCUCCCCCCGCCGUGUUCCCUCUCCCCAAGCAGCAAAACCUCCCCAAACGACCCUCCAGCCUGCUGCUCCGCACCAAGCCGCCUAAGAAAGACUCAUCCUCUCUGAGGUUUAAAUUUGGUCGACGUGGCAAGUCCAACCUACGACAGGUAGAGGGCGGAGCUAAGACCAACGGCGUGUCCAACGUCACCGCCGUCUCUGAGCCCCACCGGGUCAGCGCCACCAACAACCUGCUGGUCCUACGGGACCUCUCUGUGAACGGGCACGCGGCCGGGUCCUUGCCAGCAGGGGGCGCCAGCAGCACGGUGGGGCUCAUUCUAAGUCAGAGCACGAACCCCCAGAGCUCUGAGGACGGCCAGCUGGGGCUGAUCACUGCCAGCCCAGAUGAACACCAACCCUUGCUGAGCAGAGAGACAGGACAACCAGAUGUCCACUCCUCUAACGCACGGCCCAACAACAACAACAACAACAGCAACGGACUGGUACUGGGGGAGGGGGAGAGUGAUGGGGGAGGAGAGGAAGAGGAGGAGGGAGCAGGAGGAAGUACCAGUGGAGAGACCCCCUGCUCCCUGGGGGAGAGUUCUGUGUCUGGUUCCUUGUCUGGACCUGACCCCAACCCUGUCCCCAUGAGAGGUGAAGCCCUACUCAGGCAGCCUAAAGGAGGCCGGCGGCCGGAGAGACCCAACUCCCUGGACCUGUCCUUCACCACCAGAGACCUGGUCUCACUGGGGGAGGCCUUGGUCCAGAACCAGGGAACAGGGGAGAAGAUUAAGAAGCGUGUGAAGACACCGUACUCCCUGAAGCGCUGGCGACCCGCCACCUGGGUCAUCACAGAUACCAAGGGGUCAGAGGUGAACAACAACAGGGGAGAAGGUCAGGCCCGGCCCAAGUCCAGCUCCGCUGUCUAUCUGACCUCUGAACCCAGCGACACCCGCCUCUGAACUCUGACCUUCAGAGGGACAACACAGACAGUAGUGUUGUUCUGACAGCAGGAGGAAGCAGUGUUGUAACAGCAGUUGGUUGUGUCCCGUUUGUCUCUCUCGCUUUGUGUCUUUUUGAUGACAUUGCUUUAAGUUGAAUCCAGCUAUGCAGCAAUCUCUUCCUUGUGGUUUCAUUUGUCUAUGUGUAUAAUGGGGCCUUCUCCAGUUGAAAUCUCAGCCUGUGACCAUGAGGGAGGCUGCUCUGGAGCCUUUAAACAGUCAUGGUAUUUGCUCUGUCUUUCAGCACCAUAAGGACUUUGCUCCAGACAUGACUGACUCUAUGGUCUUAAAGACACAAUUAUCCACUUUUUUCAUCUGUUCAUGUUUGAUUUUGUAUCAUGAUUUAAAUUGUGCAAUAGGAUACAGCUUUUAGGUGCUUUCAUCAUGUUUUUAACACUUGUUUAAAUGUUUUAAUAUAAUCUCUGUGUUGCACUUAUAAAUGGACACCAACUCAAUAUUUUAUUCAGUCUGUAAACCCUCUCCUUAAAUCAAACAACUGAAGUACUACCCACAGUUGUAAUGUCAGUGGGCUUUCUCUGUUUACUGGAACUCUGGGACUACAAUCACCUGACAGGACUGGGACUACAAUCACCUGACAGGACUGGGGGGGGGCUACAAUCACCUGACAGGACUGGGACUACAAUCACCUGACAGGACUGGGGGGGACUACAAUCACCUGACAGGACUGGGGGGGGGCUACAAUCACCUGACAGGACUGGGGGGGGGCUACAAUCACCUGACAGGACUGGGGGGGGGCUACAAUCACCAGACAGGACUGGGACUACAAUCCCCUGACAGGACUGGGGGGGGGGCUACAAUCACCUGACAGGACUGGGGGGGGGCUACAAUCACCAGACAGGACUGGGACUACAAUCCCCUGACAGGACUGGGGGGGGGCUACAAUCACCUGACAGGACUGGGGGGGGGGCUACAAUCACCUGACAGGACUGGGACUACAAUCACCUGACAGGACUGGGGGGGGGGCUACAAUCACCAGACAGGACUGGGACUACAAUCACCAGACAGGACUGGGGGGGACUACAAUCACCAGACAGGACUGGGGGGGACUACAAUCACCAGACAGGACUGGGGGGGACUACAAUCACCAGACAGGACUGGGGGGGACUACAAUCACCUGACAGGAGUGGGGGGGACUACAAUCACCUGACAGGACUGGGGGGGGGACUACAAUCACCUGACAGGAAUGGGGGGGGGACUACAAUCACCAGACAGGACUGGGGGGGGACUACAAUCACCAGACAGGACUGGGGGGGACUACAAUCACCAGACAGGACUGGGGGGGGACUACAAUCACCAGAAAGGACUGGGGGGGGGGACUACAAUCACCAGAAAGGACUGGGGGAAACUACAAUCACCAGAGAACACUGGGAUUCUGGGACUACAAUCACCAGAGAACACUGGGAUUCUGGGACUACAAUCACCAGAGAACACUGGGAUUCUGGGACUACAAUCACCAGAGAACACUGGGAUUCUGGGACUACAAUCACCAGAGAACGCUGGGAUUCUGAGACUACAAUCACCAGAGAACACUGGGAUUCUGGGACUACAAUCAAGAGAAGCAGGAUGCAUCUGUUCAGAAAUGGACGAACAGCAACAACAACACCUCUCUUUCAACAAAGAAUCUCUGAUUCCCACAAUUCUGUCUGCUGGGAAUCCAACUGUUUUUAAAGCAAACCUUCUGAAUCAUGCUGGAACUGUUUUCCCUGUCUUGUGAAUCUGUACCAUGUGGACUAUGGAUGUGUUGGCGUGUGUUUGCAACGUGUGUGUGGGGCUGGGCUGCGUGUUGUAGCUACAUGCCAGCAGACGCAGGGUGCAGUGGAUCUAGGCCGUGCAGGACCUGAAGUCUGUGUCAGGGGCUGUCUGUUUUAGUGCUGCUUCAGAGAGGAUCAAAUUAGCUUUCUGUUUUGGUAUCUUGCAUUUGUAUGAGAAAUAUAUGUUUGUGUAUUGCAACAACAACGGACCUAUGCUUUGUAAGGGUUAACUCUGACCUGCCAUGUUAAUAUGAUGAACACUACAGGUGCUCUGUAAGGGUUAACUCUGACCUGCCAUGUUAAUAUGAUGAACACUACAGGUUUGACAAAACAAAAACAUUUUAAUAAAUAUAUAAAACACAGUG